AUGGCUUCCCAAGCGGAUCAACAAUCGGCCUCAUCCACCGAUCCCUCCGCUAAUUCCUGGGGUCGCGCAGAGCGCAAGUUCACGAACAAACCCGCCAGCGAGUAUUAUGAUCCCUGCCAGGACUUCGCGGAUCGAAGUUUAAAAUGCAUGAAACGCAACGGCUUUGAUAGGGAGAUGUGUGGCGAUUACUUCCAAGCCUAUCGUGAUUGCAAGAAACAAUGGUUAACCCAAAAGAAGCUUGGGACCGACAACCAAAAGGCAUUGGAAUGA
Aspergillus versicolor CBS 583.65 is the source of this 270-nucleotide messenger RNA. Its product is annotated as coiled-coil-helix-coiled-coil-helix domain-containing protein. The transcript is spliced from 4 exons. NCBI's taxonomy places the organism in Eukaryota, Fungi, Ascomycota, Eurotiomycetes, Eurotiales, Aspergillaceae. The coding region runs from base 1 to 270 and encodes 89 amino acids. The record is from RefSeq and is a predicted model, not a curated record.